CGUGACCGCGCGUGAUCACGUGACAUCCGCUUUCACUUUUCUGUAACUCCGCUGUCACCUGCUCUGAAAAUAAUGGUGCUGAAAGGAAUACCGUCGAUACUUACGCCUGAAUUGCUGUAUGCUCUGGCAAAAAUGGGGCAUGGGGAUGAACUGGUUCUUGCAGAUGCAAAUUUUCCUGUCUCCUCUGUUUGUAAAUGUGGUCCCAUCGAGAUACGAGCUGAUGGUUUGCGUAUCCCAGAUUUGUUGGAAGCGAUAUUGAAGCUGUUUCCACUUGAUUCCUAUGUUGAACGUCCGGCAGCUGUAAUGGAUCUAGUGGAAAAUGACAGACAGCGGGGUCUUGAAGUGCCAGUGUGGUUCUGCUACUCUGAACUUCUGAAACAAGCAGGAUCACAUGGGUAUUUGGAUGCACUUGAAAGGUUCUCUUUCUAUGAUCGUGCUAAGAAAGCUUUUGCUGUUGUAGCAACAGGGGAGACUGCUCUGUACGGAAACCUCAUUAUCAAGAAAGGAGUCAUUCAUCCUGAAGAGCUAUGCUGAAGAAUGCUGAAAUAUUCUUGUGAUCACACAAGUUACCUAUUGACCUUUUUAAAAAACACUUCAACAAGUUGGAUUUGGAGAACUGCCUAGCUGUUAUAACUUAUUUUUGCAAAAUAUUCAUUACACUGCAGGAAAUCUGCAGACUUAGAACUUGUAAGUUGGAAUAGAUGUUGCUUUUGACUUUCUAGAAAACCCUGGCUGAUUCUACAGGUAUCAGCUGGAUCGAAGACAUUAAAACUUAAAGCCAGUAUUGUUCAGGGAGUUUUGUAUUACUUUAUUAUAAAUCUUUGUAGUCUCUUUUGAAGUAAUUAAAAUCUUGCUUUUGCAAAAA
Molecule: messenger RNA, 865 nt
Organism: Silurus meridionalis
Lineage: Eukaryota; Metazoa; Chordata; Actinopteri; Siluriformes; Siluridae
Gene: fuom
Product: fucose mutarotase
Exons: 6
Coding region: 73-534 (153 amino acids)
Biological process (GO): fucose metabolic process
Molecular function (GO): racemase and epimerase activity, acting on carbohydrates and derivatives; fucose binding
Source: RefSeq, a predicted model, not a curated record